Molecule: messenger RNA, 2502 nt
Organism: Cyphellophora europaea CBS 101466
Lineage: Eukaryota; Fungi; Ascomycota; Eurotiomycetes; Chaetothyriales; Cyphellophoraceae
Exons: 2
Coding region: 1-2502 (833 amino acids)
Source: RefSeq, a predicted model, not a curated record
AUGGCGGCUUUGAAUCAUCUGGCGCCGUUCAACCGUAUCUAUGGACGAGGUGGUCGUGACUACCAAAAUGUUCCGCUAGGUGAUGUCAAUGCCGACCAAGACAGUAGGCAUCCAUCAGCGGCCGGACUUGGAUUUUUCAAUAUCGACUACGAACAUUCCACCCGGAGACCUGUGUCGCCGCGAUCACCAGAGAGCGCUCGCCACUUCAGUCAAAGUACAACACAACAGAACACCCCAGGUCUAAGUGCUGGCUUCCCGUCACCCGACUGGGUUUCAUCACACAGAACUUCUUACAAUGGUACGCAAGGGUCGCAAUACAGUCUACUGAGUCCGGAUCGCCACCAACAUGUCGACUGUCCUACCUCUGGAGAUAUCCUCGUCAAGCCUUGGUCGGGCAUCACCAUAUUCGUGCUCUUCCUCUCAGUCUAUACCUUCUGCUUCAGCGGAGUUUUUCUGGGCAUCGCGCUUGCCAAACCAAGAUGGGGUCGACGCAUCGGCGCUGACGGCCUGUCAUAUUCUACAGCUACCUUGCUGAGUGCACUGUUCUCCAAGACGGUGGAGCUGUCCUUCGUGGCAGUUCUGGUCGCAACAAUUGGUCAAAUUCUCAGCCGUCGAGCGAUUGCCAAGAAACCAAUAAAUCGAACGGGCAUCAGCAUCGCAGAAAUGACCAUGCGCUCCUGGAUUCUGCAGCCGGGUCUCAUUUUUACUCACGGUAGUGCUCUCAAGUAUGCUGGCCCCACAUUGAUAGGUGCUUUGGUCCUGGUAGCAACGUUUGCCGCCACAUUUUAUACCACCGCUGCCGAGGCAUUGACCUCGCCGAAGCUGAAAUUCGGCCCUUGGGAAAAGAGAGUCAUGUAUGGCAUGGUCGACACGGUAUUUGCCAAUGCUACAUUCUUGACUGAGGCCUGUGAGACCCCAAUUCAGGGUGAUGCGGAUGCAGGGGGGACUUGCCUACAGAUUGACUACGCAGGCCAGGCAUAUCACAACUUCCAGUCCUAUCUGGCCAAUUGGACCGCAGCGAGGGACGCAGGCGACAGCGACAGCAGAGUGGAAAUUCAUUCAAGACCCAAGCCCGUCUCUUUGGUCUGGGACAACACCACAUGUGUUGGCCAAUGGAUAACUCCAAGUGGUGAGAACGUUACCAAUGAUUCGGCUAAUGGACGUCUCGUGCAGAACGUCACCGUUGCCAUGCCACACGCCAACCUCAUUCGUGCAGCGCGACAUCCCGACAACAAGAUUGCACAGCCAGAGGAGCUGGCCGGUCAAGGGGAGUAUUAUGUCAUUGGAUCUAUCCCAGCUCCUGCGAUCAAUGUUCUUUGCGUCGGCAUGUCCACUGAAGAGGUCGAGCCCCUUAUAUACGAUCCAAACAACACCGUCCCUCAUUCUGCUAGCUCAACAGUGGUGGACGACAUCUUCGGCUUCGGUGACUUCUUCAACGAUGGAGCAGCCCCGGCUCCACUUUUCCCGCAUUUGCCUAUUGUAUACAAUACCGUCAACAACAACUCUCUUGAAUGGGGUCCUGCAGCAGUCUAUCUACUGGGCACUCCGCCUGACGAUCUCAACACUUCGGAUCAUAUCUUGUGUUCUAUAAAGGUGAUGCAGUAUCCGCACUGUACGACAAAGUAUCACGCAGCCGAAUCCGGCGGAGAGCUUACCGUUCAUUGCGACGAUGAUCCGGAGAACACUCGACCGUAUUCUGAAACGAUUCGCGAUGCACCUUCCGGCAUCUGGGAUUCCAACUGGGAGGACAUCGGCUCCGAAUGGCUGAAAGCCAACGCACUCAGCCACGGAAUAUCUGACGGCAAUGCAUCGAUUGCGAGGAUAAUCACGCAGAUGACCCCACGCCACAAUGGAGAUCAAACAGUGCUAAAUCCAGAUCUGCCUUCUAUCGGGGAAGCCUUGGCUGUACUGGCUGGUUCCACCGCCAUAAUGUCAUCUUUCCACGCACCUUUCAAUCAUACUGACCGCCCGGCAGGACCUCCCUCGCAAGAGACCUUUCCUGCAUCUGUCAGAUAUAAGGAUUACGCUUCUGGCGGCAGUGAAGAUUGGCAGGGCAUAUUUUACGUUAUUCUUUUCGUUGUUUUCUUGAUCAACCUAUUUGCCUUGGUCUACUUGUUCAUACAUCUGUGCACAGAUGGUCAGGUGACAGACUACACGGAGCCGCAAAACCUCUUCGCGCUAGCUGUGAUGAGCCCGCCAUCUCAGAGCUUGUCCGGUAGCUGUGGAGCUGGACCGACAGGGACGGCAUACGGAAAGCGAUGGCGUGUGGACAUGCAGAGUAGUGGGAUGAGUCACACCGCCCAACAUCCUCAUUUCUACAUGAGGUGCACCGAAGACGUGAGAGAUGAGGGAGAAGGCACCGGAACCGACUACAUGCAGACGAGCACGAACGUUCGGCGACACUGGAAACGAAAGAGUCGAGUGAAGAGCAUGCAUGAUAUGGAUGGUAACUCAGGAGCGAUGAGCCCUGCGAUCGAGCAAUAUCGCAGGCUUGCUGGGUAA